AACCUAACUUUUGAAAGAUACCGAUUGGUUCCCUAUGGUAACCAUUCAUUCAUUGAAACCUUAGAGGAUAAACCAAAAGAGCUUCCUUUAUAUGGAUCUGGUGGCUUCAGAUACUUACUCAAUAACAAAUUUGAUCAAGCUAUGAUAGCUUUUCUUGAUUGUAUGUCUCAAGUCGUUGCAGAAAUUGAAAGAGUCGAUAAAUCCUGGUAUUGUCCAUACAGAAUGGACAAAGAAAAGAUAGAAGACACAAAACGAAACAAUUGCUAUUCUAUUAGAAUCCAAUAUAAUUCGGAGGAGGAAUGGACCAAAGCAUUGAAAUAUAUGCUUACAAAUCUGAAAUGGAUAUUAACUUGGGUGGCUCGACCUGAAACAAGUGAAAGAUGUGACUCUAGCGUUUCCACCACUAAAUAAGACAUCAAAAAUUGUCGAUUUAGACAGCUAAAACAGAGGCCAAAAAUCCAAGUGAUAUAAUGAGGAGAAAAAAAUUAUCCAUUAAUUUAUACGUCAACCAAGGAUAGGCGAGCCAAGUAAAGCCUGAGAACGUUGGUUUACCAUUUUAAACAAAAGCAUUCAACUCAAGUUGAUUUCAUUACAAAUAAUUGUCCCUCCUCACAACAAACCGAUAAUUUUGUGAAAUCCUUCAAGUUCAAGCAUAAUUUCAUUUUUAUUGAUCUCAUUAAUUGAGUGAAAGAUAAACGUUUUUUCAUCUAUUUUUCAUAGACAAAAA
This is a messenger RNA of Tetranychus urticae (two-spotted spider mite), 727 nucleotides long. The record is from RefSeq and is a predicted model, not a curated record. NCBI's taxonomy places the organism in Eukaryota, Metazoa, Arthropoda, Arachnida, Trombidiformes, Tetranychidae.